AUGGGCAACCACAUUCUCAUUGUCGGCGCAACGCGCGGCCUGGGAGCAUCUCUCGGAGCUCUAUAUUCCCGCAGGCCAUCCCACCAUGUGUUUGGUACCACGAGAUCCUCUACGACACCCUCAAAUGAUUCGGAAAUAACUUGGUUGACGGAAGUCGAUGCGUCCAAGCCAGAUAUAGGCCAAAGGCUUGUUUCGCAGCUGCCGACCUCGACUAAGAUCUCUACUGCCAUCAUCUCCGCGGGGUACUUCGGGUUCGAGACCUUCGAUAAUCCCGAUUGGGACAAACAGGUCCAAAUGUAUACAACCUCUGCCAUUGGCCCCGUUUUCAUGGUCCAUCACCUCGUGAAAGCAGGACUACUCGGAGAAGGAAGUAAGGUAAUUCUUGUCAGCAGCGAGUCGGGCAGCAUCACUCUUCGCCAUGAAAAAGAAGGCGGUGGAAAUUUCGGCCAUCAUGCGAGCAAGGCCGCGUUGAAUAUGGUCGGGAAGCUGUUGAGUCUGGAUCUGAAGCCAAAGGGUAUAGCAGUUGGUCUGGUGCAUCCGGGCUUCAUGCGGACGGAGAUGACGAAGGGUGUUGGAUUUGACAAGUAUUGGGAUGCCGGUGGAGCUGUGACACCCGACGAAGCGGCUCAGUCACUCGCAUCCUUUAUUGAUGGCUUCGAUAUAAACAAGACUGGUGAAUUCUGGGCCCCCAGAGGACCAGCAGAUAUCGGGACUGCCGAGGAUGUUCUUGGAAAAGACCUAUCAACCCCCCUUGCAACUGCCGUG
Messenger RNA from Penicillium cosmopolitanum, 765 nucleotides. RefSeq names its product oxidoreductase, short chain dehydrogenase/reductase family superfamily. The record is from RefSeq and is a predicted model, not a curated record. The transcript has 3 exons. Gene Ontology annotation, molecular function: oxidoreductase activity, acting on the CH-OH group of donors, NAD or NADP as acceptor. The annotation marks the transcript as partial. NCBI's taxonomy places the organism in Eukaryota, Fungi, Ascomycota, Eurotiomycetes, Eurotiales, Aspergillaceae.